UGGGCUUCUCAGUGACGCCAAGAGGGGCAGGAAACGCGGCACGCUGACCGCGCCCCCACCCUCCGCUGGGAGCCCCUGGUUGGGUCCCCCGCAAUCUGCCCUCUGCAGCCCGCUCCCCUUCGGGGAAGCGAGCCCAGCCGAGAGCCGGCUGCCCAGCCCCUGACCAAGAUUUAAAACGGGCAAGUUUUGUUCCGGAGACCCCCAUGACUUUAGCUUCGCUGCCGGGAGGAGAGCCGACCUGCGAUUUGGGAGUUUGAGGAGCUGGGCUUGAACUUGGUCCAGAUUCAAGGUUGCACCGGAACAUUUUCUUACUCUGUUAGGGGAUCUACACUGGAAACAUCUCUGAAGCCCUCUCAGCAUCCCGUCUGUGGCCUACUACACAGAGGGGAAGUCAUCAGCUAAGAGGAGGAGGACAGGCCUUGGGAGAGGGGGAAUGAUGUAGCAUGGCCGGUGAAGAGCCUGGGAGAGGGAGAAGGUCCAGGACAAGUGGAGGACGGCCACACAGCCUUGAGUACUCUGCCCACAGCUGAGUAUCGCCACUUGCGGUGAUGCUGUCUGCCUGGUCUUCCCCUCAUCACAUCAACACUAUCAGGGAGAAUUGGUUAUGACUGACGUAAACAGUGGCUCCAACAAUUCAAGCAGCUGCGGGUGGAGAAACCGUGUCUUAGAACUUCACACGCUGUGCUGAGCCUAAAGAAGUAGCGUGGGUUGUUGGCUUUGUGACAAGUUCUUUUUCAUUUUUAAGAAAACAGUUGUGACUCUUAGAGGCCAAUUGGGAACAACUGAAGAAAUGUAGGAAAAUGAGGUUGAGAAGAGAAAAGUGUCUCUGUAUUCUGAAUGAGAAGAUGGUAGAGAGUGGUUCUUUCCCUUUCCCUGGAUUCCCCUGAAAAAAUAAACAGCUGUAUGCCUCCACGCAACACCAGCUGCCCCAUCACCUUUUGUCCAGAUCAGUCAGGUUGCACUUAACUUUCACAAAAAGGAGUACACAGAAUAGCUGCGUAAGGCCAAUCCCGAACUUAAUGAAGGAUGUCAGAGUGGGAGCAUUCUGAUGUGCCAGUGUCCUCAUUCUGCAGUGUGUUCUGUUUUCUCCCCUUUCCGAAAAAAAUGGUAUUAAAAUAUUUUGUGAAAUAAGAAGCUCCUUUUACAUUUUUAAUGACCAACAUGGACAUCUGUUCUACAGAAUACAAAGUCCUAUGGUCUUGAAGAAGGAAGCACCCAUUUAAAACUGACCCUAAAUAAAAACAGACCUGAAUGGACGUCAGAAUGUUUGUUAGUGGCAGGAGAGUAAAAAAAUGGCAAUUUAUUCAGUUAUUUGCCACUUGUUUUGUACUAAGCCUCAUGUUCUUCUGGAUAUCGAUCGAUAACCACAUCGUGAGCCAUAUGAAGUCCUACUCUUACAGAUACCUCAUAAAUAGCUACGACUUUGUGAAUGAUAGCCUGUCUCUUAAGCACAGCGAGGAUGGGGCUCCUCGCUUCCAGUACUUGAUAAACCAUGAAGAGAAGUGUCAAACCCAAGACGUCCUGCUCUUACUGUUUGUAAAGACUGCUCCCGAAAACUACAAUCGCCGUUCUGCCAUUAGGAAAACAUGGGGCAAUGAGAAGUAUGUUCGCUCUCAACUUAACACCAACAUUAAAACUCUGUUUGUCUUAGGAACACCUUCUGACCCACUGACAAGAGAAAGACUUCAGAGAAGACUGGUUUGGGAAGAUCAGAUGUACAAUGAUAUAAUUCAGCAAGCCUUUGCUGAUUCUUUCUAUAAUCUUACUCUUAAAUUUCUUCUGCAGUUCAGGUGGGCAAAUAGCUUUUGUCCACAUGCCAAAUUCCUUAUGACUGCUGAUGAUGACAUAUUUAUUCACAUGCCAAAUCUUAUUGAAUACCUUCAAAGUUUAGAACGAAUUGGUGUUCAAGACUUUUGGAUUGGUCGUGUUCAUCGUGGUGCCCCUCCCGUCAGAGACAAAAGCAGCAAAUACUAUGUCUCCUAUGAAAUGUACCAGUGGCCGGCUUACCCUGACUAUACUGCAGGAGCUGCCUACGUGAUCUCUGGUGAUGUAGCCGCCAAAGUCUAUGAGGCAUCACAGACACUUAACUCUAGUCUUUACAUAGACGAUGUGUUCAUGGGCCUCUGUGCCAAUAAAAUAGGGAUAGUACCACAAAACCAUGUGUUUUUCUCUGGGGAAGGUAAAACUCCGUAUCAUCCCUGCAUCUAUGAAAAAAUGAUGACAUCUCAUGGGCAUGUAGAAGACCUUCAGGACCUUUGGAAGGAUGCCACAGACCCCAGAGUAAAAAUGAUUUCAAAAGGUUUCUUUGGUCAAAUAUACUGCAGAAUAAUUAAGAUAGUCCUCCUUUGCAAACUGACCUAUGUGGAUACGUAUCCGUGUAGGGCUGCCUUUGCCUAAUAGUACUUGAAUGUUGUAUGUUUUCACUGUCACUGAGCCAGACGUGGAUGAAAAAACCUUUAAAUGUUUGUCUAUACCAUAAGUGAAGUGAAUAUGAAGAACAAAGAAAUAUUUUGAAAGCCCCGUCUAUCAGAAUGUUUCUUUGAUUCUAGAAGCCCUUCAAUAUAACUUAUCUACUUGCCUAAAUUCAUAUCAAGGAAUUUAUAUUUAGACAAGGUUUAUGAAAACAAAACUAAAGGGAAUUUCAAGUUCACAGUACCACGUGUAUAUUAGAGGUGUAGAGAAGUUAUUAAGGUGCCUAGGUGUUAGAAUAACUGCUUUUGGAAAAUACCAAGUAAGUGUAUAGUACAACAUUUCAAAGAAAUGGGUAUAUUGUUAGACCAGGUAUACAAGUUUAUUUUGAUUAAAGAGCACUUGAUGGAGUUGGUGGAGGCAGGAGAGGAUUAGCAUAGAAGAAAGUACAUGAAUCUGGUAAAAGAAAGUUUCCUCUUCUUCAGAGGAGAUUUAGGAAAAUGUACACAAUUUCUUUAUAAACUGCCAAAUCACUUACUGUCACAUCCAUGUAGCUAUUUUACCUGGAUAGUGUUGGAGUCACUUUAAAUAUAUUCAUAUCUUUUUUUCAAAGUUUAAUGUGAAAUUUGAGAAGUCAUUAGUUCUGCCCUAACUAGUACUUUAUUAUAGUUCUUUUUGAUUAUUAGAAAAUGACACAAAACAUGGAUAGUGUCUUAUUCAUGGGGUCCUUCUCUAGAGAGAAAUCAUUGUUAAUUCAAAUAAGCUGAUUUUAAUUUAAAGAAUUUUUCAACUGGUUUUUAAAUAUUCAAUAUGGGUCUGUUUUUAAGGCAGCUAUUUGAAUGUAGUUUGCAUAGAGGAAUAUAAUAAUGAGGAAGAAUUCAAAAGGAAAGAUAGAACAUUAAAAGCCUCUUUUCUCCAUAAUCUAUAAAAUAAAAAUGAUUACUAAAAUUAGCCCACCCCUCUCCAACAGGGUCUCAUAAACCACAGUACUUUGUUCUGAGUUCAGCUUUUAAAAUUGAGAGUAUUAAACAUCAAAUCAAAGCUGUAGUAUUUUUUAAAAAUCUACUCUUUAAUCACAACAACUGUCAGAGGUUAUCUUCAACUUAUAAAUAUUUCCAACUUCAAAGUAGAAUGAAAGUGAUACAAAAGUCACCAGAAUGAGAUUUAAAGCAUUUGUAAAGCUGUAUGUUUCUUGUAAUCAAAGAUAUGUGGCUGAGAUCCAAUAGCGCGCUACAUUUAUUUUACAGAGCAGGAUAAAAAUGUGGCUAUGAUGCAAACAACCUCCCUCACUACAGAAAGAACUAGGUGAUGUCUGUUGUUAGGGGGAUUAUAUGAAAGCCAAAAUAGUGACUUCAGCAAAAGCAGUUGAACUGAUUAUAAACCCUUUGUCUGCAGAGGCUCCUGUUAGGGAAAACUAAGAUGUAUCACUUAAUAAGGUGUCUGAAACAUGCAAAAAAACUAAAAAAGAAUUCUCAGUAUACACAACUGGAUGAUGAUAUGUAUAAUUUGUUGCAGGUAGCUUCUCAAUGUUUACAGAAAUUUUUUGUUAAUUUUUUUCUAUUUUGAAAA
Molecule: messenger RNA, 3978 nt
Organism: Mesoplodon densirostris (Blainville's beaked whale)
Lineage: Eukaryota; Metazoa; Chordata; Mammalia; Artiodactyla; Ziphiidae
Gene: B3GNT5
Product: UDP-GlcNAc:betaGal beta-1,3-N-acetylglucosaminyltransferase 5
Exons: 6
Coding region: 1252-2397 (381 amino acids)
Biological process (GO): brain development
Cellular component (GO): membrane
Source: RefSeq, a predicted model, not a curated record